Molecule: messenger RNA, 1866 nt
Organism: Lodderomyces jiufengensis
Lineage: Eukaryota; Fungi; Ascomycota; Pichiomycetes; Serinales; Debaryomycetaceae
Gene: WOR3
Product: Wor3p
Exons: 1
Coding region: 1-1866 (621 amino acids)
Source: RefSeq, a predicted model, not a curated record
AUGGAUCAACCAUAUAUGGAGACCAAUAAUUUGGAAACUCAUCAACAACACCAACAACAGCAUCAGAUUAAUUCCGAUUCAAGCAACUCACAACAUCAACAGCAUACAACUCAAGAUCAUGAUCCAAAUAAUCAAUUGACGCAACAAAAUUCACAAAAUAAUAAUGAUGAAAAUUUGCAACCUCAUAGUUUAGAACAACAAAAUUUUCAACCACAACAACAACAACAUACUCAGCAAUUACCAUCUUAUCAAUUGAAUUUUUACGGUGACAAUAAUAAUUCCAAUAGGCUUCAAUUACCAAUUCAACCGCAACAACAUAUAAAUUAUCAAUCUCAAUCACAAUACAUGCAGUCUUUACCACAAAAUCAACCUCCGAUAUUACAACAUCCUCAUUUACCUUUACAAAAUUCAAAUUACAUAUCAAAUUCAUAUCAGCAACUACCAAUAACUCAAAGUCCUUAUGGUUUUCAACAUCAAUUACCUUCCCAAUCUCAAUCUCAACAAUUUACAACUACAUCCACAAAGUCAAGAAAAUCAUUUGAUUCGAGGUUUGAUGAAUCAAAUACCAAUAAUUUAUUAAGCUACAAUAAUAAUGAAAGAAAUUUAGUAGCACCUAUCCCUCCAUUACAUGUUCAACAACAAUUAGUCACAAAACAACACGACAAUAGCUCUUAUUAUAAUCAUCAAUCUCCAAUUCAAUCUACAAAUCAAUUGAGUGAUACUCAUUCUUAUCAAUCACAACCUCAGAAUGCAUACAAUCAAACCAGGAACAAUAGUAACGAAUCAUCAACUACAACCUCGGCCAAUCAACAUCACCAUUCACAACAACUACAACCUGUCGCAGGUCAACAAAUGAUAAGAUCAACUUGUACUCGAUGUAAAAAAGAAUUCGAUCAACCAAUAAUAAUUCCAAAAGCAAAUGAUAAUUCAGGAAGUCAAAAACUGUUAGCAGAACCUAAAAUUUUUAAGUUAUGUCAUCAUUGUAGAGAUUUACAAAGACAAAGAUCAAGAAGAUGGCAAAAAAAGACCAAAAACAAACAAGGUGUUUGUAGAAGAUGUGGUUCAGAUAUCCCAUUUGAUGAAAGAAAAUUUGUAUUAUGUCCUUCAUGUAGACAAAAUUUAAGAACACGGAAAGCAAAUAGAGCUGCUCAAGGAAAAUGUGUUCAUUGUUCUGGUCCAUUAGAUACUUCAAUUUUACAUAAAGAUGAAAAUGGGAAUAUCAUUACUGAAAGCAAUGGAUCUCCAACACUUGAAAGUCAAAAUCACCCAGAUGAUGAUCCAACUAAUAGUCCUAAAAGUGAUAAAAAAUCAAAUAGGAAUUUAAAUUAUAAAGUUUGUCAAAGAUGUAGAGAAAAUGAUAAAAUUAGAAGAAUAAAUUUAGAAAAAAUGGGAAAUUGUAAUCGUUGUGCAAAAGCUUUAGAUCCGACUGAUUAUGGUAAACAUAAAGUCUGCCUCAAUUGCAGAAGUAGAAAGAAGAAACCUUCAAUUAAACAAGAAGAUAUGGGUGGUCAACAUCAACAAUCUCAAGAGUUAAAUUACAACGACAAUCAACAAGGUCAAGUGCCAGAUUACAAUCCAAAUAUGGUUCAUAGUUAUCAACAACAACAACCAUAUGCAUCUUAUCCAUAUAAUUCAAAUCAAACAAGCAUGAUCACACCAUCAGUAUCAAAUCAAACAACUUAUAAUCAACCACAAAUGGUACCUCCACAAUUACCUCCUCAUCAACCAUAUACUACUAGCUCACAAUAUGUUAAUCUUCAAGCUCAACAACAUCAACCCCCUCCUCAACAACAACAACAACAACAACAACCGUCUCAAACUUAUUAUCAAGUACCACCACCAAGUCAAGAAUUUUACAAGCAUUGA